AUGCGUAAAAGGAGCAAGUUUUCAUGGUCAGACAAAGCUGAUGAAGCCUUUGAAGAUGUCAAAACAAAGUUGAUUAUUGCACCACUGUUAAUGCUACUAGCAAGCCGUUUUAAUUACAUUGUGACGUAUCGAAGUACAUAUGACGUGGAGUUCAAUGGAAUAGUUCAGGAUUUGAAGCAUUGGCAUCACUAUCUUAUUCAUAACGAUUCUUUAAAGCACAUCAAUAGUCAAGAAAAUCUUUCUUUUAGACAUGGUAAGUGGGAUGGUUAUCUACAAGAGUUCACUUUUGUGCUGAAACACAAGGCUGGAUCGCAGAAUCAAGUUGUUAAUGCCUUAAGUCGCAGGAGUCUGUUUCUCAAUACUAUGAGAACUGAGGUAUUGGAUUUCGAUUCAUAUUCUGAUCUUAUUAAAAUUGACCCGUAUUUCACAGAGAUUGUGAAUGUUCUCAAUACAGGAGCAAGAAGUGAAUACCAUAUGCAUGAUAGUUUUCUCUUCAAGGGAAAUCAAUUAUGUAUUUCAGAUUCUAGUCUCAGUGUCAAGAUUCUCAAAGAUUUACAUGACGAAGGACAUAUGGGCAGAGACAAGACUUUUCAACUUGUUUCGAAUUCGUAUUACUAG
Papaver somniferum (opium poppy) is the source of this 618-nucleotide messenger RNA. RefSeq lists its product as uncharacterized. NCBI's taxonomy places the organism in Eukaryota, Viridiplantae, Streptophyta, Magnoliopsida, Ranunculales, Papaveraceae. The coding region runs from base 1 to 618 and encodes 205 amino acids. The transcript is spliced from 2 exons. The record is from RefSeq and is a predicted model, not a curated record.